Messenger RNA from Dicentrarchus labrax (European seabass), 2998 nucleotides. RefSeq names its product cyclin-dependent kinase 11B (gene cdk11b). Gene Ontology annotation, biological process: regulation of mitotic cell cycle; protein phosphorylation. Gene Ontology annotation, molecular function: ATP binding; cyclin-dependent protein serine/threonine kinase activity. Gene Ontology annotation, cellular component: nucleus. NCBI's taxonomy places the organism in Eukaryota, Metazoa, Chordata, Actinopteri, Moronidae. The record is from RefSeq and is a predicted model, not a curated record.
GCGGUGGAGAGUGGACGCUGAUGGGGGACGAAAAGGAGACCUGGAAAGUUAAAACUCUUGACGAAAUCCUACUAGAGAAGAAACGCAGAAGAGAAUUAGAAGAGAGAACAGAUCCCAAGCGCCAGAAAAAUGUAAAGUAUCCCAAAGCUAAUUUCACCCAGGGCCUUGUUCCACAGGCGGAUGAUCGGGAAGCCAAACGAGACACUCCGGAGGAAGGAGAACUACGGGACCAAAGGAUGGAAAUAACAAUUCGUAAUUCCCCGUACACACGGGAUGACUCAACCGAGGACAGGGCAGAGGAAGACGAAUCGCUAGCAAUCAAGCCUCCACAGCAAAUAGCAAGAAAAGACAAAUCUCACCACAGAAAGGAGGAGAAGAGAAAAGAUAAAAGACGUCAUCGCAGUCACUCUGCUGAAGGAGCAGGGAAACAUGCACGACCCAAAGACAAAGAAAAAGAGCGAGAGAGCGAACGCAGGAAGAGACAGUGGGAAGAAGACAAAGCCCGACGAGACUGGGAGAGGCAGAAACGAAGGGAGCAGGCCAGAGCUCAUUCACGCAGAGAGAGGGACCGGCUGGAACAGCUUGAGCGCCAGCGUGAACGGGACCGAAAGUUGCGCGAGCAACAGAAAGAGCAACGAGAGUUGAAGGAUCGAGAGAGGAGGGCUGAGGAGCGACGCAAAGAGCGAGAUUCUCGACGAGAGGUGCCGUCUCACCAUCGGAUGCUACCUGAUGAGUAUGACGACAAGCAAAAACAAAGUCACCGCAGCCGAAGUCCCACCCGCCUUCCCCGGGACAGAUCUGAACACAGCGAACCACGCAAAAGUGCAACAUCGAAGGAGGAGAAGCCAGAGGGAAAAGACCUGCUCGCCGACCUCCAGGACAUCAGUGAUAGUGAAAGGAAGACCAGCACAGCAGAAUCCUCCAUAGCUUCAGAAUCGGGUUCGGACGACGAUGAAGAGGAUGACGAUGAUGAAGAGGAGUCCAGCAGCCAGAGCGAGGGUGAAGAGGAGGAAGGGGAGGAGGAGUCUGUUUCAGGCUCGGAAGGUCCGGAGCAGAGUGCAGAGGACGUGAGUGAGGAUGAACAGUCAGAUGAUGACUUUGAAGAGGAGAGGGAAAAUGGAAAUCACAUACCUGCAGUGCCAGAGUCCCGUUUCGAUCACGACUCCGAGGAGAGCGGCGAGGACAUGGAGGAAGAGGACGAGGAGGAGGAGGAUGAAGCAGGUGAGGGUGACCCCACGCCUAAAUCUGAGACUCAUUCUCGCUCACCCACCCCCGAAGGGAACUACAUCCCAGACUCUCCCCCAAUUUCACCUGUGGAGCUGAAGAAGGAGCUGCCGAAAUAUCUGCCUGCUUUACAGGGUUGUCGCAGUGUUGAGGAAUUCCAGUGCUUGAACCGAAUAGAGGAGGGAACCUAUGGUGUGGUGUAUAGAGCCAAGGACAAAAAGACUGAUGAAAUUGUGGCUUUGAAAAGACUGAAGAUGGAGAAGGAGAAGGAGGGCUUCCCUAUCACCUCUUUAAGAGAAAUUAAUACAAUCCUGAAAGCUCAGCACCCAAACAUCGUCACAGUACGGGAAAUAGUUGUUGGAAGUAACAUGGACAAGAUCUACAUUGUAAUGAACUAUGUAGAACAUGACCUGAAGAGUCUGAUGGAAACCAUGAAGCAGCCCUUCCUGCCAGGUGAAGUAAAGACUCUGAUGAUUCAACUGCUUCGAGGUGUCCGACAUCUCCACGAUAACUGGAUCCUCCAUCGUGAUCUGAAGACGUCCAAUCUGCUGCUGAGCCACAAGGGUAUCCUCAAGAUUGGAGACUUUGGUUUGGCCCGGGAAUACGGUUCCCCCCUGAAGCCCUAUACCCCGGUAGUGGUGACCCUGUGGUACCGAUCACCAGAGCUGCUGCUUGGAGCCAAGGAGUACUCCACAGCUGUGGACAUGUGGUCAGUGGGCUGCAUAUUUGGCGAGCUCCUCACCCAGAAACCUCUUUUCCCUGGAAAAUCUGAAAUUGACCAAAUUAACAAGAUUUUCAAGGAUCUGGGGUCACCCAGCGAGAAGAUCUGGCCUGGGUACAACGAGCUGCCCGCUGUGAAGAAGAUGACUUUCACAGAGUAUCCCUACAACAACCUGCGAAAGCGCUUCGGAGCGCUGCUCUCAGACCAGGGCUUCGACCUCAUGAACAAAUUCCUCACCUACUGCCCCAGUAAGAGGAUCUUAUCAGACGAGGGGCUCAAGCACGAGUACUUCCGCGAGACGCCGUUGCCCAUCGACCCGUCCAUGUUCCCCACCUGGCCGGCCAAGAGUGAGCAGCAGAGGGUGAAGAGAGGCACCAGUCCUCGUCCACCCGAGGGAGGCCUGGGCUACAGUCACCUGGGUGAUGACGACCUGAGAGACACAGGCUUCCACCUGACAACAAGCAACCAGGGAGCAUCUGCCGUCGGUCCAGGUUUCAGCCUCAAAUUCUGAGCCCAAAAACUGCAGGACCCCUGGCGGUCUCGCUGAGAAAGAGGGUGUGGGGGAGUUCUCGGACUGGUUGUUGUUUUGGAACUGGACAGUGUCACUGGUUUACAACUGUAAACCCAAUCAAUGCCUGGUCAUUGCAACUGUUACUAAAUAGUCAGGACUGUCUCACAGCAAAGACUGGUGGCUCAAACAUGUUGAAUUUCCAGUGUUUUCCCUUCACUUGUCGGCUUCUUUUCUGUAUUUUCGAGCCAUUUCGCCAUUUUAAAUGUGGUCAUUUUAGCUCUUAAAGAGGAGACACAACCAUACAUCUGUUAGAAGUUUAGCUCUCAUGUUUGACUUUUGUUUUAUUUUCCCUUUUAUACUUCAUGAGAGAGAACCAGAUUUAGUAAAUGGUUGGUAUUUCCUGGCUGCCUGAGCUACUGUAUAAUGAUGCAGCAUUGGCUGUGUUUUCCAUCCAGCAUUAUGUUAGAAAUUUACUCAGUACUGUUGGGUCACUUGAUGACAGGGGGACAAUGUUUUUGCUAGAAAUAAAGUUUGAAACUUUG